Lolium rigidum is the source of this 1170-nucleotide messenger RNA. Its product is annotated as GDSL esterase/lipase At3g48460-like. The transcript is spliced from 2 exons. The record is from RefSeq and is a predicted model, not a curated record. Lineage: Eukaryota; Viridiplantae; Streptophyta; Magnoliopsida; Poales; Poaceae. Gene Ontology annotation, molecular function: hydrolase activity, acting on ester bonds. Bases 1 to 1170 code for a protein of 389 amino acids.
AUGGACGUGCCCGCCGCCCUCCUCCUCCUGCUCCCGGCCCUCCUCGCGUUCUUCUCAGUCUCCGUCAACGUCGCCGCGGGGCAAUCACCACCAUCCUCGCCACCUUCGCCGUUCCGGACGGUGUACGCGUUCGGCGACUCGUUCACGGACACGGGCAACACGCACUCCACGACGGGCCCCUUCUCCUUCGGCUACGUCUCCCACCCGCCCUACGGCACCACCUUCUUCCACCGCCCCACCAACCGCUACUCCGACGGCCGCCUCGUCGUCGACUUCCUCGCCGCCGACGCCCUCCGCCUCCCCUCCUUCCUGCCGCCCUACCUCUCCUCCAGCUCCGCCGCCGCCAACGCCUCCAGCGGCAACUCAGUUAACUUCGCGGUGGCCGGCGCGACGGCGAUCGAGCACGAGUGGUUCGUCAAGAACAACCUCAGCUUCGACGUCACGCCGCAUUCCAUCAUGACGGAGCUCGGCUGGUUCGACGUGCACCUCAAGGCGCGGCGGAUCGCCCAGAAGGACGUGGGCGAGGCGCUGUUCUGGGUGGGGGAGAUCGGGGCCAACGACUACGCCUACAGCUUGAUCAUGGCGGCAGACGCAAUCCCGCGCAAGGUCAUCCGGACCAUGGCCAUCGACAGGGUCACCACCUUCCUCGAGGGGCUGCUGAAGAGAGGUGCCAAGUACAUAGCCGUCCAGGGGCUGCCGCUCACGGGCUGCCUGACGAUGGCCAUGGCGCUGGCGCGGCCGGACGACCGGGACGACCUCGGCUGCGUCGCCUCCGUCAACGCGGUGAGCCUGGCCCACAACCGCCUCCUCCAGGCCAGCCUCCGCCGGCUCCGGCAGAAGCACCCCGGCACCGUCAUCGCCUUCGCCGACUACCACGCCGCCCACCUCGCCGUCGUCAAGAGCCCUGCGACGUACGGCUUCGCGGAGCGCUUCAAGGCCUGCUGCGGCGCGGGUGGCGGCGACUACAACUUCAAGAUCCUCUCCACCUGCGGCUCGCCGGAGGUCAGCAGCGCGUGCGCGCAGCCGGCCAGGUAUGUCAACUGGGACGGGGUGCACAUGACCGAGGCCAUGUACAAGGUCGUCGCCGGCAUGUUCUUCCAGGAUGGCUCCGGGAAGUACUUCCGGCCGACGUUCAGCUCCUUGCUGGCCAGGAAAGCCCAUGGCAACUGA